AUGGCCACAAGGGGAGUCGUCCCGACACGACGGGGCAAUAAUGCCGGCGGCUUCGGCGUCUUCCGUACUGCCGUUCUCGGCCUUACCAAAGCCUUGACGCUGGGCGUUUCCUCCGUCGCCGCCGCGCCCAUUCACGCGCGAGGCCAUCACGAUGAAGAGCCAGAGGCUGGUGAUGCUUUCUGGCCCCUCAUGGGUGCCUCCAUUGCCCUGGUUUUGCUGGGAGGUGCCUUUGCAGGUCUGACGAUUGCCCUGAUGGGACAGGACAGCAUCUAUCUCCAGGUUGUCGCCGGCGACCCCGACGAAUCGCAAUCCAAGAACGCCAAGCGCGUCUACGACCUUUUGAAGAAGGGCAAGCAUUGGGUUCUGGUUACUUUACUUCUCUCCAACGUCAUCGUCAACGAAUCGCUACCUGUUGUCUUGGACCGCUGUCUUGGCGGCGGCGUUGAGGCCGUCGUUGGCAGUACUGUUCUCAUUGUCAUCUUUGGCGAAGUCGUACCUCAGUCCAUCUGCGUUCGAUACGGUCUCCAAAUCGGUGGUUACAUGUCCAAGCCUGUUCUUUUGCUCAUGUGGCUUAUGGCGCCUGUGGCUUGGCCUACUGCGAAGCUCCUCGACUGGGCGUUGGGCGAGGACCACGGCACCGUUUACAAGAAGAGUGGCCUCAAGACUUUGGUCACCCUGCACAAGUCCCUUGGCGAGGUUGGCGAACGCUUGAACCAGGACGAGGUCACCAUCAUCAGUGCUGUCUUGGACCUGAAGGACAAGCCCGUCGAGAACGUCAUGACCCCAAUGGACGAUGUCUUUGUCAUGGCCGAGGAUACUGUACUGGACGAGAAGACCAUGGACCAGAUUCUUUCCGAGGGGUACUCCCGUAUUCCCAUCCAUGCCACCGGAAAGCCGACCGAUUUCGUUGGAAUGCUUCUUGUCAAGAUUCUCAUCACAUACGACCCUGAGGAUUGUCUGCAGGUCAAGGAUUUCCCACUGGCGACGCUUCCCGAGACCCGCCCUGAGACGAGCUGCUUGGACAUUGUCAACUUCUUCCAGGAGGGCAAGUCGCAUAUGGUCCUGGUGUCCGAGUACCCCGGUGCCGACUACGGCGCUAUCGGUGUCGUCACCCUUGAAGAUGUCAUUGAGGAACUUAUUGGAGAGGAAAUCAUUGACGAAUCCGACGUCUAUAUUGACGUUCACAAGGCCAUCCGCCGCAUGACCCCCGCCCCGAAGGCCCGAAUCACCAAGAGGACAGGCCAGCCGUCCCCUCGACCGAUCCCUGAGAACGGUGAUCUCAUCGAAUUCGGAGACGAGCCGCAACCUCCCCAUGAACGAAAUGGUUCCAUCAGUGCGCUCAGCGAUGCCCCGGAGAACCUCUCCAGCAGCGCCCCUAGAACCACAUUCCUUAUGAGAAGAAGCUCGGCCGGUCCUGACGGGCGCAUGACGUCGUCUGCUGUUCCCGUGAAGGCCACCUUUGACGAGGCUAAGCAACACCUCAAGCAUCUUGGUCCAUCCAACCGCGCGUCGAACCCGAAGAACACCAAGUCUACAACCGUCAAAAUCAAGCCCGUUCAGACCGGAGCGCCCUUGUCGCAGAUCCACAGCCCGUCCCCCAAUCUUCGCCCUGCCUCUAUAGCUGGAGAAGUCAGCGAGGAAAGACUGGAGCAUGACACGGACGAGCAUACCCCCCUUAUGCGCCCUAAGCUGACCGGAAAGGGUGGCGUCCAUGCUAUUCGCAAGAGCUAUGGUGGGGCCGGCAUGAGUGAGACUCAGGUUAGGCUCUCGAGCGCCGCUCACGACCACGACGCCGAGGGCGCCAAGGCCCCUGAAGGAGUCGAUUUGCCCCCAACUGUCCCUGAACAUGGCAGCCCAAAGGCCACACGGAGCGCAAGCCCUGAAGCAGCCCGGACGGACCUGACCAUCAUCGUCUCGCCUGGUCGGGCAACCAGCGCGACGAGCGUCACUGAUGUUAUCGAUGAAGGAUCUGCCACCCCCAAGCGCCGACCCCUUGUUCGAAGUGGUAGCAUCAGUGAGAACGUGGUCGAGACUAGCAGUGGAGUCCGGAAAAUCAUCAUCCAGGCCGCCAGCUCCGAUUCCGAUGAAGCCGGGUCUAGAGGUUCCAAGGGCUCUUCCGGGCACCGCUCGCGGGCUACCAGCCAGAGUAACAAGCAGUCUUCUAGCCACGAUUCAGAAGGCGAGGAGCAGGAGAAUGGGGACGGUGCGUCGAGCAUGGCGCAGAGCACCAGCAACAAUAGCCAGGCAGCAAGUAAGAAGAAGAACAGGAGGAAGAAGAGGAAAAACAAGUCGUAG
Colletotrichum lupini is the source of this 2295-nucleotide messenger RNA. RefSeq lists its product as uncharacterized. The record is from RefSeq and is a predicted model, not a curated record. Gene Ontology annotation, biological process: magnesium ion homeostasis. The transcript is spliced from 4 exons. Gene Ontology annotation, cellular component: intracellular membrane-bounded organelle. Lineage: Eukaryota; Fungi; Ascomycota; Sordariomycetes; Glomerellales; Glomerellaceae. Bases 1 to 2295 code for a protein of 764 amino acids.